CAGCUGGAGCCAGAACCACAGAGAUACCUGAAGUCCAGCUGAGGAAGAUUAUUCUGUUUGCUGCAGAGCAGACACUGGAAUUUAGUUAAGAGAGACAGAAAACACAGGACCUUUACAUCCAAAUAUACAUUAUACCCACAUUUAUUUUUGACCAGCUCUCAUUUGCUUUCAGAUUUUUGUGAGCUGACGUUUUGAGUUUUUGUUUUGAGGCCAGUAGUCAGUCGGCUGGCGAUGUCGUGGGACUGCGGCCUCAGGUACAUGUUCACUGUGCCUCCUGCGCUGCAGCCGGGGAGCAAGGGCAUCCUGCAUGACAAGGAGGACCUGUCCAGGCUGGAGAUGGUCCAGAGACUGGCCAAGGAUGGCUGCCGCUUCCUGCAGAACCACAGCAAGAGCCCAGAGAAGACAAGUGGGCCCCAGAGUGACGAGGCAGUCCGCUUGUGUCUGAGAGAGAGCGGCCGCGACGUGCUGGUUCUCCAGAGAGUGUCGUCACAGCAGCCAGUCCUCGCUGCGUCGGCGAGGGGAGGAGGGAGGGAGGAGGCGAGGAGCGGGAGGUACGUGGUCGUGUCGGGGACUCCCGAGAAGAUCCUGGAACACUUGCUGAACGACUUGACUCUGGAUGAAGAUCAGGGGACAACACAGGGCAACGAUCCAGAUACACUCCUGGAUGACUUUCUGCUGACCUACCCAGUGUUCAUGUCCACCAGCGAUUUAUGUCAAGCUCUGCUGGGACACUAUUGCACCAAGAGACAGCGAGGGAAAGAGGAGCAGAAGGAGAAUCUGGAGAGGAAGCAGAAGCUGCUGCACCUGGUGUCACAGUGGAUGUGUCUGUGCAGAGACUUCCUGAGGGAGGACGAGCACGUCAAAGUCUUCCUGAAGACUUUGUACCGCUACGUGUUGGACGACGUCUACGAGCACCCGGCUCUGGAGAAGGACGUGGGGGAACUGCAGAGGGUCUACCAGCUGCACCGCAGACACACCACAGAUGAAUAUUCCCCUCAGCGAAAGAGCAAAGCACUUUUCCACCAAUUGAGCCCGAAGGAGAACGGGCUGCAGUCCAGAGGCGCACCGAGGGAGACCAGGGAAGUGCUGUGUCAUGUGUAUAUCACCAUGGACUCGUACCUCAGUCUGAGGGCCCACUCCGGGGUCGUGGCCCAGGAGCUGGUGCAGGCGAUCGCGGAGAGGAUGGACGUCCCCCACGGGGAACUGCUGCUGGUGGCCAUCACUUAUCCUGGAGGUAGACUCCUCCUGCAGCCUCAGGACAGAGUUUUCUCCGGUUCUUUACGGCCUGCGGGGAGGCUACACGUAUGCAAGAAGGACCUGGGAGAAGUCCUGAAUCCAUUUACUGAUAACUCCGAGCUGCAGCAGAGAACGGUCCGCAUGCUGAGUCUGAACACGUGGGACGUGGCCGUGGCGCUCACCGACUUUGACCAGACACUCUUUGACUCGAUGCACGAGCAAGAACUGGUCUACUUCACCUUCAACCGCCACAGCAGCGGCAGCGGCGGCGGCGGCGGCGGCAACACGACGGCCCUGGAGAUGCUGCUGCAGCGCUGCAACGACGUCCAGCUCUGGGUGGCGACUGAGGUGCUGCUGUGCCCAGCGCUCUGCAAGAGAGUCCAGCUCAUCAAGAAGUUCAUCAAGAUUGCAGCCCAUUGUAAAGCACAGAGGAACCUCAACUGCUUCUUUGCCAUCAUAAUGGGCCUGAACACUGCAGCUGUGAGCCGCCUCAGCCAGACGUGGGAGAAGAUCCCUGGAAAAUUCAAAAAGCUGUUUUCGGAGCUGGAGACACUCACAGAUCCGUCGCUGAACCACAAGGCCUACAGGGACUCCUUCAGGAAGAUGAAGGCUCCAAAGAUUCCCUUUCUUCCUCUGCUGCUGAAAGAUAUUACAUUCAUUCAUGAAGGGAACAAGACGUUUCACGACAACCUGGUAAAUUUUCAAAAGCUGCAUAUGAUAGCUGAUAUGGCUCGGCUCAUCCGACAGUGUCAGAAAGAUUACAUGGGAAACACAAUCACCCAGAAGAGCAGCUCAGAAGUGCGAGCCUACAUCGACUAUCUGCAUAUUAUCGACAAUCAGCAGACUUUGUUCGACCUGUCGCACCGGCUGGAGCCUCGAGCGUAGAGAGCGGCUCCCCCCUGUUCUUCCCUCUCUGUUGGAUUGCCAAGGAGCAUCCUGCUGCUGUGUCAUCUCUCUCUCAGGACUGCUGCAGGACCCUGUGCCACCACAGGAGGGAGCCAUUUAAUCAGGAGACAGAUCAGCAAAAGAGGCAUCUUAGAAUGUCAGGAAAAGGCCAAAACAGUGUGAGUGGAACAAGAAACCAAACAGAAGCAUCGAGCUUCUGCCUCGGCAGCUGCAGGUAAUGCAGCAACGGCACCGGCGGACCCACAAUAUGGCGAGCAGACAGCAGGGCUUUCAUCCCCGAGAAGCAGAUGCGUCUCAUUCACUUCUCUCAUGGCACAGGAGGGUCACCUCCAUCAAAAUCCACAACUAAAAGUGCAGAAUCCACAACAGAGAUACUGAAGCUGCAACACAAAUGCAAAAACUGACAACACAGCUGUAAAAGCCACAACUAAGCUGGGAGGAAAUAAAAUGGAUCCGGUAGCAGGAGGAUUGUUUCUGCUCAUGAAUUCACAAAACGCUUCGACGGCACACUUAACACCUAUGUGAUAAACUACACAAGAUCUUUGACAUUCGAAGCGGGUUCAAGUUCAGAUAUUCAGCUGCAGAGGCUGUGUCAUCAGAUCUGACCAAAGAAUAUCUCAACCCACAAAUGGUUUUCCAACCACGAUCAAACUGUCGUCUUUUGCCAGAAAAGUGUCUCAAGUGAAUCGGUGCAGUCGAUGCACAACAAACUGAUGUCUUACGAAGUGAAAGAAACGAAAGUGAUUGUAGAAUAUUUACAUAAAUUAUUUUUCUGUAACAAAAACUGUACAUCGUUUUAUUUUCCCAUUAACUGCAGUGAACUCGACGAUGCUUCACUCCAUGUUGUUUUAGUGCAGAGCUAGAGGGGAAAAAAAAAAACAUCCAGUGUGCUGUGGUUUGCUGACAUGUGAGAUAUAAUUACAUACGGUGGCGCUGAAUACUGCAAAAACAGGUCUGUGUUAAUGCUUCGUCCUUCUGCGAUGGAGGAAAGCAGUGGACAAUCAGUCGAAUCAAGCGGAAAACUCAAAGUGUUGCAUCUCUGAUUCUUGUUUUUUUUUUUUUUUCAGCAACAGACGUAUCGAAUAACACGUUGGUUCACAACACAUGAAGCACCAUCAAAAAAACAGAUUGAGAGCCACUGUUCUAGUAAACAUGAGGACAAAUAUGUUGACUGAACUUUCCCUGUAAUUAAAGAGCAAUAGCAAACUAAAAACAUUACAGCACCUUCCGGUUGAAGAAAGAGGAAGAAGAAUAAAAGCCAUCUGCUCGUGUGCAGUGCGUAGAAACACUGCUGUAUUCACUUUAGUAGUGUGUGGUCUUAGAGGAUGCAGUAUUUAUUCUCCUAGGUGAAAACUCACUGUUCGCCAGCUUACGUCAGGCCAACAUAGAGUAAAUAGGCACGGUGAGGCAUUGUAGACGGAAAUGUACAUCAUUUUAUUUACUUUUCAUUUGUAUAGUUCUGAUUUUUAGAGCUUACAGUCACCAUGAAUGCAGUAUCUUACUUUGAAUUACUUGUUUCAUCAACAAUGUAGAGUUGAUCCUAUUUAUACUGUGUAUAUAUGUCAAGAUUCUGGAAAUGGAUAUUUAUUUAUUUUAGAUUUAUUUAUUUGUCUUUCGACCGCUUCAGAGUUCUGUUGAAUGUUUUUUUGUACGCACCGUUACGGCUGGUCUGCAUGAUGUGUUAAACCAUGGACUGACCACCAGUGUCAACUGUGCAUGCAAUAAAAUAUUUUUCAUCACUGUGAGC
This is a messenger RNA of Salarias fasciatus (jewelled blenny), 3889 nucleotides long. RefSeq names its product Rap guanine nucleotide exchange factor (GEF) 5b (gene rapgef5b). Gene Ontology annotation, biological process: Ras protein signal transduction. The coding region runs from base 232 to 2121 and encodes 629 amino acids. The transcript is spliced from 18 exons. NCBI's taxonomy places the organism in Eukaryota, Metazoa, Chordata, Actinopteri, Blenniiformes, Blenniidae. The record is from RefSeq and is a predicted model, not a curated record. Gene Ontology annotation, cellular component: plasma membrane. Gene Ontology annotation, molecular function: guanyl-nucleotide exchange factor activity.